CCGAAUCCCGCAACCUCGAUUAUUGCGGGAGCUCAUCCUUGCACUCACUCAUCCUUUCAGGCUCGACGAUGUUUUACUUGCUGGCUUGCCUAGGUAAUAUACCUGGCUCCUGCUUCCUAGGCACGGAAUUCGUGGUUUUCUGGGACAGCGGAAGUAAGUAAGGAAGUCUGCAGGCGGUAAAUCCGCAUUCUCUACACGUCAGGGUCCCGCCGUUUUGUCAGUUGCACCGCAUAAGUGGCAGGACUGUCGAGGUUGUUCAGCUUACUCUCUUUUCUGGGAGUUAGCCGAAUCUGUAACGGAUUCAUGUUCCAGAACUGACUAGAACGGAAUUUAUACUCCACAACUGAGUUCUAUCUGGGCCUUCUCAGAAAUUCAUCCCGUGUCGAUCUUGAUUGGAGCUCUGCUUGGUGAUAGACUCAUCCCUAGGCUGAUCUUGAUAAUAGCUUCUUCUAGGUGAUCUCGAACCCGAGCGAACGCUUAUCACCGUUGUUCUAGCUUCUACUAGUUGUUCGUUGGCGCGAGUGACGGACGAAAACUGUCAGGAUGCCGGGCGAGAUUGUAACGCUACAGGUCGGGCAGUGUGGUAACCAGGUGGCGAGCGAAUUCUGGCGACAGCUGUGCUUGGAGCACGGUAUCGGGCUCGAUGGCAACUUGCAAGACUUCGCGACUCAGGGCGGCGAUCGCAAGGACGUGUUCUUCUAUCAGGCGGACGACCAGCACUACAUCCCGCGCUCCGUACUAUUGGAUCUAGAACCCCGUGUAGUUAAGGGCAUCCAGGCGGGCGAGUUCCGGUCGCUGUUCAACGCGGAGAACGUGUACGUGGCGGAGCACGGGGGGGGCGCGGGGAACAACUGGGCGAGCGGAUUCGACCAGGCGCGCGCGCAGCAGGAGGAGAUCAUGGAGAUGAUCGAUAGAGAGGCCGAGGGGAGCGAGAAUCUGGAAGCAUUCUACCUUUGUCACUCAGUUGCUGGAGGGACAGGGUCAGGCAUGGGCUCGUAUCUCCUAGAGGAGUUGCACGACCGCUACCCCAAGAAGCUCGUCCAGACGUACAGCGUCUUCCCGAACCAAUCAGAGACGUCUGACGUGGUGGUCCAGCCGUACAACUCGCUGCUGACGCUGCGGCGGCUGACCCAGCACGCUGACAGCGUGGUGGUUCUGGACAACACGGCCCUCGAUAGGAUUGCAGCGGAGAGGCUGCGCCUGCCCCAGCCAACGUUUGCAGAGACGAACUCGCUGGUGGCCAUGGUGAUGGCGGCGAGCACGAAUACCAUCCGGUACCCGGGCUUCAUGAGCAACGACCUCACGUCGCUGGUGUCGUCCCUGGUGCCCACGCCGUUGUGCCACUUCCUGGUGUCCAGCUACACGCCUCUGACCGUGCAGAGACAGGAGAAUGUCAUUCGGAAGACGUCGGUCUUUGACGUCAUGAGGAGACUGCUUCAGCCACAGAACUGGAUGGUUUCUUCCCAUUAUGGCAGGGCCAGGGACGCGAGUGCUGCCCGGUACAUGGCCAUUCUGAACAUCAUCCAGGGGGAGGUGGAUCCGGGGGAGGUGAACAAGAGCAUGCAGCGGAUCAGGGAGAAGCAGGCGGCUUCAUUCAUAGAGUGGGGGCCAGCGAAUAUACAGGUGGCUCUCUCUCGUAGCUCGCCCUACGUGCAGACGGGCCACAAAGUGAGCGGGCUCAUGCUGGCCAACCACACGGGCAUGCGGCACCUGUUUGGGCGCUGUGUGAAGCAGUACGAGAACAUGCGCCGCAAGUCAGCCUUCCUUGAGCCCUAUAAGCAGUUCUCCAUGUUCUCUGACAACCUGGCGGAGUUUGACGAAUCACACGAGGUCGUACGCACAAUGAUUGAUGAGUACCGCAUGUGUGAGUCAUCAGACCCACUCGCAUAUGAGUUUGACGGAGCGGCAGCGUAACAGUGGGAUCAUAUGGCAUUGACCUAGUUUUUUAGCAUCGAAGUGGCUGUGAGAUGCGAGAGCAUUGCACUACUUGUGCGCUGUGGGUUUGAAUGCCGGUAACGAGGUGCCUCAAUUGUAGGUAACUUCUAGGGUAAGGUGUCUGUGGCCAUAAAUGUGUUAGAGCAAUUUAUCGUGUAUGAUCCUGCCCUUUUAGUGCUGAAGU
Molecule: messenger RNA, 2119 nt
Organism: Closterium sp. NIES-67
Lineage: Eukaryota; Viridiplantae; Streptophyta; Zygnematophyceae; Desmidiales; Closteriaceae
Source: the annotation of a GenBank genome assembly